UUCUAUCACAAUGCGCUCUUCAUCAAUCAUUCCAUAGUGGCUGUAAAUCAUCGCUUGCGUUGUUUAAAUACCAAACCGCAGUUGUUGCCUGCUGGUGAGAUUAAUGAGAUUUUCGGUAUAUAUAUACACUUGAUACGCUUAAUUGCGCACAUAAUGAAAGCCUAUGAACAACAUUUACUCGUCAUAAUCUCAGUGCGUUUGAGCGUAGUUGUGCAAUGUCUUUUCUUCACAUGCAUGCACUUCGGCGGUACAGGAUUUCAGGUAGAUAAAAUCGAAUUGCUACAGUUCUUGCAAAUUAUAGUGUUAACCUCCUUGGACUGUUCUCUGAUAAUUGGUGUUUGCGAAUCGAUUUGGCGCGCUCAGCAACAGACAGAAGUCGAGCUGCGAAAUUUCAACAAAUUUCGUAUUUUGCGCGUUGGUCUGGCGAGAGAUCUUAACACUUUUUCCAUAUUUUGCGCCAUACACAAGUUUCGGUUUCCACUAUGUGGCUUGUUCGAGAUAAAUUUUGCAACUGCACGCGGACUGUCUACUUCAGUGGUGACAGCGUUAAUCUGGUUGGUUCAAUAU
Messenger RNA from Bactrocera oleae (olive fruit fly), 567 nucleotides. The record is from RefSeq and is a predicted model, not a curated record. NCBI's taxonomy places the organism in Eukaryota, Metazoa, Arthropoda, Insecta, Diptera, Tephritidae.